Molecule: messenger RNA, 5354 nt
Organism: Lynx canadensis (Canada lynx)
Lineage: Eukaryota; Metazoa; Chordata; Mammalia; Carnivora; Felidae
Gene: STRN
Product: striatin
Exons: 19
Coding region: 106-2532 (808 amino acids)
Cellular component (GO): dendrite
Molecular function (GO): armadillo repeat domain binding; protein-containing complex binding; calmodulin binding
Source: RefSeq, a predicted model, not a curated record
GGGGUGUGGGCGGGGAGCGGCGGAGGCAGGAGGAGGCGCUGCUGGCCGCCGCCGUUGCCUCCGCUGCUGGGCUCCUGGGCAGCUCCCGGGGUUUCUGCGGCCGCCAUGGACGAGCAGGCGGGUCCCGGCGUCUUCUUCAGCAACAACCACCCGGGCGCCGGCGGUGCCAAGGGUCUCGGGCCUCUGGCGGAGGCUGCCGCGGCCGGCGACGGGGCGGCUGCGGCGGGGGCGGCGCGAGCCCAAUACAGCCUCCCUGGGAUCCUGCACUUCCUGCAGCACGAGUGGGCCCGCUUCGAGGUGGAGAGAGCCCAGUGGGAGGUGGAGCGGGCGGAGCUGCAGGCCCAGAUUGCCUUCCUUCAGGGGGAAAGAAAAGGUCAAGAAAAUUUGAAGAAGGAUCUUGUGAGGAGGAUCAAAAUGCUGGAGUAUGCUCUUAAACAGGAAAGAGCCAAAUACCACAAGUUGAAAUAUGGGACAGAAUUGAAUCAGGGAGAUAUGAAGCCUCCAAGCUAUGAUUCUGAUGAAGGUAAUGAAACAGAGGUACAGCCACAACAAAACAGCCAGUUAAUGUGGAAACAAGGUCGACAACUACUCAGACAGUAUCUACAGGAGGUGGGUUACACGGAUACUAUUCUAGAUGUGAAAUCUAAACGAGUACGAGCUCUCUUGGGCUUUUCAAGUGACGUCACGGACAGGGAAGAUGACAGAAAUCAGGACUCAGUUAUAAAUGGCACAGAGGCUGAAGUUAAAGAGACAGCAAUGAUUGGAAAAUCCGAGUUAACAGAUUCUGCCUCCGUGCUGGAUAAUUUCAAAUUCCUUGAAAGUGCAGCUGCAGAUUUCAGUGAUGAAGAUGAAGAUGAUGACAUUGAUGGAAGAGAAAAAAGCAUCAUUGAUACUUCAACGAUUGUUAGGAAAAAAGCAUUGCCUGAUAGCAGUGAAGAUCGAGAUACAAAAGAAGCCCUAAAGGAGUUUGACUUCUUGGUUACGUCAGAGGAAGGAGACAGUGAGUCUAGAAGUGCAGGCGAUGGAACAGAAUGGGAAAAGGAAGACCAGUGUCUCAUGCCUGAAGCCUGGAAUGUGGACCAGGGAGUAAUUACCAAACUCAAGGAACAAUACAAAAAGGAGAGAAAGGGGAAAAAGGGGGUGAAGAGAAAAACUACCGAAGAUCUGUUUCAGCCUCUAUCCUAUAUAAAACAGUCAAAACAGGGAUGUGGGAGAAUGAAGAAUCAAAGUUCAGGGCCCAAUAGGUCAAAACUACAAGAUAUGCUUGCUAACUUGAGAGAUGUUGAUGAACUUCCCUCGUUACAGCCAUCUGUGGGUUCACCUUCCAGACCCACCAGCUCCAGGCUUCCAGAACACGAAAUAAAUAGGGCAGACGAAGUGGAAGCAUUGACCUUUCCUCCUUCUUCUGGGAAGUCCUUCAUCAUGGGAGCAGAUGAAGCCCUUGAAAGUGAACUGGGACUUGGAGAAUUGGCUGGACUUACAGUGGCCAAUGAAGCAGAUUCACUAACUUAUGAUAUAGCAAACAAUAAAGAUGCAUUGAGGAAGACAUGGAACCCUAAGUUUACAUUACGAAGUCACUUCGAUGGCAUUCGAGCCCUUGCUUUCCACCCCACUGAGCCCGUUUUGAUAACAGCAUCAGAGGAUCACACAUUAAAAAUGUGGAAUUUGCAGAAAACAGCCCCAGCCAAAAAGAGUACAUCUCUUGAUGUGGAGCCUAUCUAUACAUUCAGGGCUCAUAAAGGACCAGUGCUCUGUGUGGUGCUGAGCAGCAGCGGCGAGCAGUGCUACAGUGGGGGUGCCGACGGACUGAUCCAAGGCUGGAAUACCACCAACCCCAACGUCGAUCCCUAUGACUCCUACGAUCCUUCUGUUUUAAGGGGCCCUCUGCUGGGCCACACCGAUGCUGUCUGGGGCUUGGCUUACAGUGCUGCCCAUCAGCGCCUGUUGUCCUGUUCAGCAGAUGGCACUCUCCGAUUAUGGAAUACAGCCGAGGCUGCUCCAGCCCUAAGUGUAUUUAAUGAUAAUCAAGAAUUGGGAAUCCCUGCGUCUGUGGAUCUAGUGAGCAGUGACCCGAGCCAUAUGGUAGCAUCGUUCAGCAAAGGAUAUACAAGCAUCUUUAACAUGGAAACGCAACAGCGCAUUCUCACUUUAGAAUCCAACCUAGAUACAACCACCUCUUCCUGUCAAAUAAAUAGAGUCAUCAGCCAUCCUACUCUUCCCAUCAGCAUCACUGCUCAUGAAGACAGGCACAUCAAAUUCUAUGAUAACAACACAGGCAAACUCAUCCACUCCAUGGUAGCCCAUCUAGAAGCUGUUACAAGUUUAGCAGUUGAUCCCAAUGGCCUGUACUUGAUGUCUGGGAGUCAUGACUGUUCAAUACGUUUAUGGAACCUAGAAAGUAAGACGUGUAUCCAAGAGUUUACAGCUCAUCGGAAAAAGUUUGAAGAAUCAAUUCACGAUGUAGCUUUCCACCCAUCCAAAUGCUAUAUAGCCAGUGCUGGGGCUGAUGCACUGGCCAAAGUCUUUGUAUGACACAAUGCAUCAUCUUCACCUUCUAGCUCUUUAUAAAUAAUCAACUGCACAAAAGAGAUACAGAAGACCAGGGCAAGAAUCAACCUGUCCUGCCCUUUUGUUCUGCCGAAGGAGCACAGAGAACAUUUGUUAAAGUAUAGUUUUGCAAUUCGUAUACUGUUUUCUAAAACUAAGGUUUGUUCUGGUUGCUGCAAGCUCAGCUGAAUCUGUGAGCCUGAAACCUGUUUCAAAAUUUCCCCCAAUAGGAGCUAUUAUUUCUGAGGUUGUUCUAAUUCGCUAGGCAGGCCUGAGCGAACAUAGGUUUAGCCUGUCCCUAUUGAGUAAAUAGGGCAUGCUAUAAGGGAUAAUUAAAAAGCUUGAUGACUGGGAAUGAUAGAGGAAGAACAGAAAUUUAGACCCAGUUCUCCCCUGAGAAAUCUUGUUAACCACAUUAGGUAGUCAAAACAGUAAUCUUUACCAUAUCUGCUGUACUAACCCCGAUGUGCAUAAUGAGCAGGCAGUGUUCAAAUGAGUUUUUAAUUUAGCUCUCCUUUCAUCUGUGCACAUAAAAGCACCUGGCAAAGCAUUUUACCAUUAGGGGAAAAAAAGAAAUGCAAUAAUAUGUUAAAUAUAUUAUUAUUCAAAAAUGCUAAACAAAUAUUUAGUUUGUAAGCAGAUUUCUAUAUUGUAUUACCUUUUUGAAAAUAGAUUUGGUACCAUUGUAAAGUUAAGCUGUCAAAAACAGUCACCAUUAUCAAUAGUCAGUAGAGUCUGCUUUUACUAAAUAAUUUAACUUAUUCAGGUUCAAGAUUCUGUUUAUUUUUAAGGGCAAGCAGGGCAUAUCUUGAUAAUUUCUAUUAAUUUUAAAAUUCACUUUAUUCAUGUGAUAUUUCUAGUACCAGAGUGGUUAUCUCAUAUUGAUGAAAUCUUACCUUUUAGUGGUUGAAAAGAUGGAAGUUAUCUGUGAGUACUUGUUUUUCAAAAUCCACAUAACCAUGCUUCGGAUGACCUCUUGCUUUUUCUUUGUCUCUCAUAUUCAAAUUAUCUGACACCUACCAAAAACAGUUUAUAAUUAUGUUUUGACAGUCCAAAGGGUAUGGUUAAGGUCAGGCAGCUGCUUUUGCAGUACUAAAUAAAGCACCUGGUUUGUGCCCCAGAAGUCUUCCAUUAAUCUAUCCAAGAAGAAGAGCCCGCUGGAAAUCUGGAUGGAAGAGUUCAGUGCAUCCCUUGGUUAAAGAGUUUUCUCUUUCCCUUCCCCUACCCCUCCAUUCUUUAAUUGGAGUACACAGCGUGUUUUAAUAGGCAGUGUGUCAGUAUUGUUUCUGUGGAAAACUGUCAUAAAGGACCAGGGUUCCUUGAGCUCACCUAGGUUCCUUGAGCUCACCUAGCCUGUGACCCACAUGUGACCAGCUCUUAAGAUUCCCAUGACCCCACUCUUUGGACCUAGUGUCUUCACAUUCUUUUGUUUGCCCCAAAUGUCAGAGACCAGUGUAGAAAUUAGGAAUAAAUUAUUAAUGCCCAACUUUUCAGCAAAAUGUAUAUAUAGUAGUUUUCAUACUUAAAAUCCAUAUCCAUAAAUGUUUUAAUCUUUUAAUAUAAUUCCUACAUUCCUCUCCCAACAUAUUCCAUUGUCGUAACAAUGACACUUCUGAUGAUAUGUAUAUUUACUCUGAAAAAGUAUUCUGGUGGUGAUAUGGAUAGUAAUUGACAAUUUUUCUUUAAAAUUUCUGCUUUUCUGCCUCUAGAGUUUUGCAGCAUACAAGCUAGAUUUGCCUGGUUGAUAGACAGAUAUACUUUAAUAUUUUGACACAGCUACCUUGUCAUUUCAUCUGUGCUUUGGUUCACAGUGGGCUCAAGGGACUCCUUUCUAUAAUCGAAUGAAUUGACCUGGACUUGAACUCCCAGGUGAAUGUUUAUAUUCCCAUGCAGAUAUAGAAGUCCACAUUGUGUUUGGUUCAUUCCUCUUUUUGGUUCUUCAGUGAGUAAAAAAAAAUGGUGUUGCUAACCUAACAUUUAUAUAAGUAUACUGGAAAAUCCAGUCGGGUGCCCUUACUUGGCAUGUUUAUGAUGGACUAAGCUAUUGUUUUACCACUUACUGCUUAAAUUACCUCGCAAGGUCUCCAGUGCCUGCUUUACUUACAUCACUGAAAUUCUCAAAACCAAGAAAGUCUCUUCCCUUACGUUUUAUACCUCCUGGUUGAAAUUUCUCUCUUCGUGAGUGGAAAAUGACCAUGAGAUAGGUAAACUGUGGUGCAGAUGAUGGAGCUUUGGAAGUUCUUUAGCCAGCCAGUGCCGGGCCAUUGGAGACCCUAGACAGAAACAGAUUCCUCUCCACUAGCACUGUGUGAUCACAGCCUAGAAAUGAGCCAAAGCUGUCUUCCAGCCAGAGAGAAGCAUAGACAUGUAUCUGCUUUCCCCGCCAGCCUGUCAGAAAUUUAAUCCCCCAAAUGAACAAAUUCAAGAUUCACACAGUCAUUGAAAUGCUUUCAUAGUGCUUGGUUUGUAAAUAUUUUGGGUGAAAUGUAUUGGGAGAGUAUGAAAAUCAGCAGGAGACAUGGUCCCUGCCUUAUUUUCAUAUGCUAUGAAUACAUCUCUGGGACUUGCAGCACCCUUCUCAAAACCCAGAUGUCAUAUGGAGCUCAUUUGCUACUCGAACCCUAGACAGGUAUUUAACAUAGGUGAUAUAAUGACCUUCAGUAUUUUUCUAUUGAACAAGUUUAGCGAUUUUUGCCAUUAAACAGAUAAUUAGUUAUGCAAAGUAUUUAGCUUUUAUAAUCAUUUUAGUUAUGACUAAAAGGGGGGAAAUUAUGCUGCAUCACUGAUAAUGAACUUUGUGAAAAAUU